Epinephelus fuscoguttatus (brown-marbled grouper) is the source of this 5023-nucleotide messenger RNA. RefSeq names its product ubiquitin-conjugating enzyme E2Z (gene ube2z). The coding region runs from base 462 to 1676 and encodes 404 amino acids. The transcript is spliced from 7 exons. The record is from RefSeq and is a predicted model, not a curated record. Gene Ontology annotation, cellular component: nucleus. NCBI's taxonomy places the organism in Eukaryota, Metazoa, Chordata, Actinopteri, Perciformes, Serranidae. Gene Ontology annotation, molecular function: cysteine-type endopeptidase inhibitor activity; ubiquitin conjugating enzyme activity. Gene Ontology annotation, biological process: negative regulation of apoptotic process.
CACCGGAUGUCCCGUGUCAGUGGAAGUAAACUGGUGAGAGAAAUCAGAUCCUGAAGUUGCGUCUCGCUAAUAGAGUGGUACGGAUGUGGUGCGUUCAUAACCCAAAUAUUCUGAGACAUUAUUCCUUUAAAACGAUAUCAAACGGACAGUGAGCUGCUACGUAAGCCUCAGCAAAGUGGACGGAUUGAUUUUGCUGACGAUUUCAUACUUUUCUGGAGGCCUGGGGGAAACACAACGUUAAGCUAACGAUAAGUAUCCACCAUGUCGUGGGAAGAAAUGCCUUGUUUUCUGGCCUCGCCUCUGAGCUCGCCUCUGCCCCGUUCGCCUGCUCUCUGAUCCUACCGGACAACAAAACAAGCAGAGGUGGUUAACGUAGCACUCAGCUGUCAAUGCGGCUAACAGUUAGCAUUAUAAAUUAGCCCACACCGACGGUUUUACUCUAGCUUGUUAGCUCGUGAGCCAUGGCGGACAGCUUUGGAGAGCAGUCCAGCGGCGGUGCCCUUGGCUUAGGCGUUACCGGACAGGGCAGCGGGGCUUCGCUGCUGCCGACUUUGGCUAACUCUCUGCCGGUGGGACACUCAACAGCCAGCGGUGCUCAGUCCAGCUCUAACCCGGCCUCCCCUCCUCCCGCCGCGUCCGCGCAGAUUGGCCUAACCGCUCUGGUGGCACCUAUGUCCGCUGUCACUGCUACCCCGGCCGGUUUUGGGAACACAUUCACCCCCGGCUCCUCGCCACCAGUAGUGGCCGUGUCUCCGACCGUACACGCCUCCUCGCCUCUCCCCGUUGGGCUCGGGGUCGGCGGGGUGGCAGGAGCGGGCCUCCUGUCUCAAAUCCACGCUACUUCUUGGGACCCGACUCUCAGUACGGACUGGGACAACGAGAAGGCUUCCCAGCAGUGCAUCUUGAGGAUAAAGAGGGAUAUCAUGUCCAUAUACAAGGAGCCUCCACCAGGGAUGUUUGUUGUCCCUGAUCCUCAAGACAUGACGAAGAUCCAUGCCCUGAUCACAGGGCCGUUCGACACACCGUACGAGGGUGGCUUCUUCCUCUUCCUGUUCCGCUGCCCCCCAGACUACCCCAUUCACCCACCCCGAGUCAAGCUCAUCACCACUGGACACAACACUGUUCGCUUCAACCCCAACUUUUACCGCAACGGCAAGGUCUGCCUCAGUAUCCUGGGGACAUGGACAGGCCCAGCAUGGAGCCCAGCCCAGAGUAUCUCAUCUGUCCUCAUCUCCAUCCAGUCUCUGAUGACGGAGAACCCUUAUCACAAUGAACCUGGCUUUGAACAGGAGCGCCACCCAGGCGACAGUAAGAACUACAACGAGUGUAUUCGACAUGAAACCAUGAGAGUGGCUGUGUGUGACAUGCUGGAGGGCAAAGUCCCCUGUCCUGAAGCACUAUGGAGUGUGAUGGAAAAGUCCUUCCUAGAAUAUUACGAUUUCUACGAGGGUGUCUGCAAAGAGAGACUGCAUCUACAGGGACAGAACAUGCAGGACCCAUUUGGCGAGAAACGUGGUCGCUUCGACUACCAGGGCCUGCUGGCUCGCCUCAGCGCCACCCACAGGCGAAUACGUGAGAAAAACUUGGCAGAGGACGACCACAACGAUGACGAUUCAGACUCAGACACCAGCUCCUCUGGGACAGACCCUGACAGCCAGGGCAGCUCCCAGCCCUGACUCCCUGAACAGUACUGGACUCAGAGCCAGUCCAAGAACUACAGACAAAGGGACCUUUUUUUGUUUUGCUUGCAGUGGAGGAACAACGUCACUGAAGAGGAUGCCACACCUACGUCAAAGUUUAGUGAGUCCAGGGUUUAGGUUUGGAAUCAAGCUUCUGUUGAAUGGAUGUUUCCGAGAGGGAAGAAUUGGUAGUGCUCUCUUGAAAAUGAAAAGUGAACACCAUCUGCUAGACAAAUGCUGGCGAAUCUGGCCCAGAGCAUUGUAUUUGUGCUACUUUCGUAGCUAACCAGCUGCGAUUUUGGUGUCCUGUUUGAUUCUAAAACUUGUCAGCUCCCAAAAUGCCUGAUAGAUUUUGAGAUUAACCAGCCAUUGUUGAUUGUGGAUAUAAAAGAUUAGUUUUAUGGCUCAAAUCUUUGAAAACAUAUAUGCAGAUAUUGCAGCAUUCUAAGGUGGCAGUUCUGCUUUGACCUACAAGCCCAAACAAAGCCAGUCAGUUUUAUACUCCUUACCAAGGAAAGACUGUCUAAUUGGGAUCGUCAAGGAAAAGGCCUGGAGCUCAGUUUGGCUUCAAAGUUGAGACAGGUUUGGGCCAGACGAAUGGACCUUCUACUGUGAAAGUCGGGGUGAUUAGCCUGAGUUAGCUGGAGCAUUGAAAGAUGAUGGUCCUUCAUUAAAGUAGCACUAUUCUUCUUUGGAUUCAAGAGGGCAGGAAGCUAUGACAGACCUUUAACAAACAGAAGGUAGUUGGAGAAAAUGUCGAGGCUUUGCAGGUCUUGUCUCCUCUGCCCAUGGUAAAGCCACGCCACAGCUCUUUCAGACUGAACCUCAGCCACCUCUAUAACCAGGCCACAUCAAACAUCAGCAGCUCUCAAGUCUGAAUACAGUGAUUCCUGUGUAUUGUACAAAAAGUUCUGCUUAGCUUUCAGUUUAAAUAGUGCUGUUGAAUUGACAGUAAAUCUGUUUACCAGAUAAGAAGCCGUUAGAGAAGUGUCACUUUCAUUGACAUCUACCUUUGUACCCUUUGUUAUGGUAUUUUCUCAUUGUCGUGCUGGAACUAACGCUUAUUUACAGUGUGUAGGUUGUUUAUUUGGAGACCCUGCUGUUCUUCGGGUUGCAGGCUCUUCUGAUUAACCCAUCGAAAUGUAAACCAAACUAUCCUGUGCUUUAGCUAGAUCCACCCAGGCUUGGGGAAACUAAUGGAGGCAAGCAAAGGCGUCUUUCCAUGUGUUCACACUGCAAGUAACUCAGUCACACUGUUGUGUCUGUAUGAGGGGCCCAACUUAAGGCUUUGGUUGCACCUCUACAGAGGUACACACAGAAGGCAGAUCAAUCAGUCAUGGUUUCACUGGUUUGGUAUUGGUUUCUUUAAUUUAAUUUAAUUCUUUGACACUUUGCUGACUAAGUAGCUUUUGUUAAAAAGAAACUGAUAAACCCUGUUCUUAACGAAGUUGUCAUUUUGGGUGCAUACUUUUCACCACUAGAUGGCAGGCUUGCCACAGAUUUGGGUUCAAUGUUACAAACUCAAAUUAAUAGGGGAAGUAAGGCAGUGAAGAAAUCUGAUUAGCCAGCACUUUUUAAACAGUAUGUUUUGUUCAGGAACACCCCAGAAAGAUUCACUCGUCAGCGACACAAGAAACAAAUGUACUUGUUGACAACAUUGCUUGCAGUGUGAUCACAGUGGUGGGUGUUAUCAAGGACAGAAGAGAAGAGAGCAGAGUUUGUAGGGUUUUAUGAGUGGAGAAACACUCCAAAAGGAUAGCUUCAGAUAGAUUUCUAUCCAAGUCUUGCUAAAUACUCACAUGCCUUCAUGUAUGUUGAAUGUGUUAUUCCACCUGUUUGUACUGGCUGUGAAAAGAUCUGUUUCUAGCCCAACUCAGUCAGCUAUAAGAAACGGGACUAAAUCUACAGCCUUCAUUUCAGUUCAGCCAUGUGAGUUACACAAAUCAAGUGGCUGUGUUUGUUCUGGUCGUCAGACAUAGAUUAAUUACUGUUUUUGUGCCCGCUUUGUGACUAUCAGGACACAUUCGAGUUAGUGGAGGGAUUCCAUGCUGGAAACGUCUGUGGAAAGUGAAAUUUUGUACUAAUAAUACUUAAUAUCGGAAGAUACCCACUUUGUAAUAAGUUUUUGCAAAGAACAGGAAGGGAUCUCUUCUCUCCAUACUGGCUGUGAAGAGAUCCCUUCCUGUUCUUUGUAAUAAGUUUUUGCAAAGAACAGGAAGGGAUCUCUUCACAGCCAGUAUGGAGAGGAGGAAUGAUAAUACUGAGUAACCAGCACCACCAGUAACACUUCCAGAGUUAAUACAGAAUGUGAGCAUUGCCGAGAGUUGGAUCAGAUUGAUGUCACACUCAUGUCUGUUUGGUAAAUAUGAAGCCGCAGCCAGUUAGCAUAAAGACUAGAAAUUGGGUACAGCUAGCCUGUCUGUCUAAAUGUAAUGAUAUCCACAUACUCAAAAGCUCACUAAUUAACUAUUAAAUGUCCUCUGUUUAAUCUGGGCAAAACCAAAGUGUAAAAUUAACUUUUUUGACAUUUUACAUGGAGAUUAUAAGGCAAGAAAUAGUCCCGUAUAUAACCAACCAUAAAACUCUUUAAAACUUUGUCGUUUUUGCAGAUUAACAAACAAGAUGUGACAUUUUAUUGAGUGAGUAUUAGAGGUGGUGGUGGGUGGACUUUUGUUUUGUUACUUUUGGACAGAGCCAGACUAGCUGUUUUCUGUGUGAUAACUAACCAGCUGCUGUCUUUAGCCACAUAUUUACCUGAUAUGCAAGUACAGAUCAAUCUCUACAUUAAACGCUUCGCCACAAAGGAAAUAAGUACAUUGCCAAAAAUGUACUGCUUCUUUAAACCCAAAUACAGACUCUUAAAUUUCGGCAUACUACCCAUCUUAUACUCUUUUCAAGAAACUUGUCAUCAUGGUGAGACAAGAGGUCAGACUAAUGAAUGACUUUAGGGCUUGUUGCAUUUCCUUUCUGCCUUCCAUUGUCCUCCAGUGUCUCUACAGCCAUGUUGACGGAGAGAGGAGCAGAAGUUAGGUUGCUUAAGAUUCAAAUGGGAUUACUAAUAUAGGGCAUUCCUUUUUAUUAUGUUAUAGAAUGGUUAUAUGAGAAUCAGCUCCUCGCAGAUUAUAUGUGAUUGCCAAAAUGUUGAUUGCAGCACUUCCUGAAAUGGAAGUGAAGAGAUCAUAUCCUUGUUUGGUUGUGUUGUGUUGUGCUUAAAGCAGGGUUCUUCAGUGGCUCUAUAAAGACUGGAUCACUGCCUCAAGUGAUCAUGUUCCAGGUCUACAAAAUGUUGGUAAUGUACAGACGUUCUGGAAAAGUACAGAAUAAAAUGUUGUUCAGUCCUGAUA